AUCGUCAAGAGCGGAGUGAUGGGCAGUGUGGCCAAUGCUUGUAGGAUGGUGGGUGUAUUUUAAUUUUCACGGAGCACUAAUGCUGAAGUCACAGGAACGAUGCGCCUACUCGCCAUCGUGAUCCUCCUGUUCUCCGCCACGGCGGCCACGGACGACGACGACGAGGAUGACAUCGUCGACCUGUACGCAAAGGACGACGCCGUCGUGCACAUGGACCACACCAACUUCGACAGCCUGCUGUACGGCAAGCAGCACGUCUGGGUGGUGGAGUUCUACAACAGCUGGUGCGGCCACUGCCAGCUGUACGCGCCCACCUGGCACCGCGUGGCCCAGCAGACGGCCAAAUGGGACCGCGUGGUGAAAGUAGGAGCCAUCAACUGCGCGCGUUCUGAGAACCUGGCCCUCUGUCGGAACUUCGAUAUCGGAGGCUACCCCUGGAUCAAAAUGUUUAAGCCUCUAGCGAAGGAAGGUGAUAUUGGCAAGAUGAAGAAGCACAAACCCCUGGAGGAGAUGCUGGACGUGAUCGUUGACUAUGUGACUGAAGUGCAAAGUGCUAGUCAUCCUCCGCUCUGGCCCAACCUGGCGCCUUUCCAGGGCUCACUCUCGGACAUCAUCGGCUCGCCGCAGCCAGUGCACGCGAUCGUGCUGGACAAAUCCGCCGAGAGCCACGUCGGCCGCCAGCUGAUCCUCGACCUGAGCAGCCAGGAGCAGCGGCUAAAGCUGGUGCGCGUGCUUCAGCCGCCAGCUGGCUUGACGCUGAAAGAGACGGCGCGCCCUCUGCUGGUGACUUACCGGCGAGGCGCGCGCGAAGUGCUCGCCUCGCAUGACGGCCUGCCGCCGCGCCGCGUGUUCGGCGACGCGCUGCGCCGCAUGCUCGGCCUGGCCGCCGAGGAGGUGCCGGCCAACGGCACCGUGUCCACCGCCGACCCGGUGGGUCGGCCGGCGCCGCUCGCCGCCGACGACGGCGUCUUCAUGGUCGACCUGGAGAACACCGUCGGCUACGCGCUGCAGCAUGAGGUUGUGGGCCGCAAGCUGAUCGCCGGCGAGCAGUUGGCGGCGUUACGCGAGUUCGUGCAGCUGCUGGUGACGCACCUGCCCGGCCGGCGGUCGGUGAUGCAGGCUCUGACGGGCGUCAGCGCCCUGCUGAAGGGCCGCCAGCAGAUCAGCGGCGAGGACCUGCAGCAACAUUUGGCGGCGGCCGAGCACCGGCUGCCGGCGCACCGGCCGUGGCGCGGCUGCCGCGGCUCGCAGCCCCAGUUCCGCGGCUACCCGUGCGGUCUCUGGUCGCUGUUCCACACGCUGACGGUGCAUGCGCACCAGCAGGACCCGGCCGCCGCCAGCGUACUGCCCGCCAUACACGGCUACGUCAAGCACUUCUUCAGCUGCGCUCACUGCUCGCAGCACUUCCAGGAGAUGGCCGCGCACGACGGCCUGUUUAAUGUGACGCGCGCCGACCGCGCGGCCGUCUGGCUGUGGACGGCGCACAACAAGGUCAACAAGCGACUGGCCGGCGACGCCACCGAAGACCCUCGCCACCCGAAGUUGCAGUUCCCGACCAGGAAGCAGUGCCAGGCCUGCUUCAGCGGCGACGAGUACUAUCCGGCCAUCGUGCUCUCCUUCCUCGGCAGCUUCUACGGCCAGGACGUGAUCCAGCUGGACGGGCUGUCGACGAACGCGCCGGUGGCGGCGUCGGCGUCGGCGGACGCCGCGGCAGCACGGCCGCCGGACGCCGUCGUGGAGGAGAAGAGCCGGAACCGAGUGGAGGCGGUGGCCCGCCGCGUGCAUCAGAGUCGGCUGGCGGGCCUGCGCAUCGUGCCGGCGCCACCCGGCCAGAUCACCAGCGGCGACGUCAACCUCUGUGUCAUGCUCUGGACCUUCAGCUUCCUUACACUUGUCCUUGCCUUCUUCCUGUUUAGGAUGAAGAGGCGGUACAAGCGCAAAUAUUCCAACGCCUACGGGCCGUUUUCGUAACGCAGCCGGUUAGGAGUUUGUUUUUGUGUGGAGCAGUUGUAUUUAAUAGGGUAAUGACUCGACCAGAGUGGGGCGUGGUCUUACCUGAUGACCAGAUGCCAUAAAAGGUGUUAUGCUUGCGUGGGUUGGUGCUCCGUUUCCAUCUAUUUUUAUACUGUUGGUGCGAACGCCUCCCAACGAUCGCCUUUCAUUGCCAGUCAGACGUCUGGGUGGCAUCCAAACACUCUGUGGGUGGAGCGCGCCCCGCCCACACCAUCCGUCGACACAGAGCCACGCCUCCCACAGUCCUGCACCGUCCGCCCCUACCCGGCCUGGCUGCGGACCAGGCCAGUCUUGUCGGAGUGCUAUCUAGCUCGCCAAGGUCGGUCCCAUACUGGGUACUGCUGGACUUGUGUUAGUGCUCGGAAGACUCGCGUUUACGGCAUGUUUUGGUGGCAGUGGCUGUGAGGCAGCUAUGCUCGGUGCAAGGCCGACCGGGCAGAUGGCAACAUGCACAUUCCGUCAGAUCUGAGCGGCUGACCCUGCUGAUCUAAGCCAGAUUGCGUGUGGCAAUUAUUUGUGGUGAGUUUCUGUCUAAACAACUCAUUUCGCCCGUGUAUGUAGUUAUGCACAGGCCAGGCAUUAUCAAAUAUUGUUGAGGAGGCGUUGCUGUUCGUAAAUUUUCUAUUUUGCAAGCAUUGAGGUGGUUGGCUGGAUGAAUUGUGAUGAACCAGAAAGACUUCACCUUGCUGUACUGCCGUUGUUGGUAGAUUAUGGAUUGCUGCGUUGGGAGGUGCAGCCGAGGGUAUUCUGUUUUGCCCUGGGCUGCUCCCAGGUCCUUGAUGCAGCUCUGGAUUGUCUCUGUUAUAAGUACAGGUAAAGUUUGUGAUAUUAAAUGAUCGGUGUUGGACUUCGUUGGAUAGUUUUAUUGUGCAGCUUGGAGGACGAGCUGUGCAUACAUUUUCUGUCGGUGGUUUUAUCUUUUGGGGCACACGUCAGUUGUUUCCUAUGGCGCUAUCCUAAUAAAUGAAUUGCCGUGACCUGA
This is a messenger RNA of Pollicipes pollicipes, 2995 nucleotides long. RefSeq names its product sulfhydryl oxidase 2. The coding region runs from base 100 to 1971 and encodes 623 amino acids. Lineage: Eukaryota; Metazoa; Arthropoda; Thecostraca; Pollicipedomorpha; Pollicipedidae. Gene Ontology annotation, biological process: protein folding. Gene Ontology annotation, cellular component: Golgi membrane. The record is from RefSeq and is a predicted model, not a curated record. Gene Ontology annotation, molecular function: protein disulfide isomerase activity; flavin-dependent sulfhydryl oxidase activity. The transcript is spliced from 6 exons.